AUGGCCGGCAUGUGUGACUUUACCUGCAAUUCUGGCUUCGACAAGCAAGGCGGUACUUGCGUGUGAGUGCCAGACCUCUCAGUGAACGAAGCUCGGAAUGAUGCAACAGCUGACGGCCUCUGCAUCGUGGACCGCAGCUCUACGUGUAAUCCGUAUCGAUGCCCCGAGAUUCCCGUCUCUGGCGUUGUCUUCUGCAAUGUGGAGGGUGCUUGCGACUUCACCUGCUCACUCGGUUCUGCGAGGCAGGGUGACAUCUGUGUUUCAACCCAGUAAGUCAUGCGCCGGAACAACGAUUCGGACUGCACACAAGCUGAUGGGCUGCUUCUCGACACUCAUCGCCAGGACUGGCUGCAUUCCAAGCGGUUGCAUUGGAACCUGCCGCGGCAACGUAUGCGUCAUGGGCUGCCCCAAUGGCUACACUAAUCAGAACGGGGUCGGAAACUGCGUGCCCAUCGGGUGAGUAGAUGACCCCUGAUGCCUGAACCAAACCCCGACUGCGCGCAAGCUGACGCACAACAUCUCGACGGUGCUUCGGACAGGUCUGGCUGCAAUGUGGCCACAUGCCCGACGGUCCCCAACAGUGUCAGCGUCUGCACAGUGUCCGGGUGUGACUUCGUCUGCAACUCACGCUAUACCAAGCUGGGUGGCGCCUGUUUUGCGAUCCUGUGA
Molecule: messenger RNA, 669 nt
Organism: Microbotryum saponariae
Lineage: Eukaryota; Fungi; Basidiomycota; Microbotryomycetes; Microbotryales; Microbotryaceae
Source: the annotation of a GenBank genome assembly